This is a messenger RNA of Mangifera indica (mango), 3149 nucleotides long. Its product is annotated as L10-interacting MYB domain-containing protein. Bases 549 to 2885 code for a protein of 778 amino acids. The transcript has 9 exons. The record is from RefSeq and is a predicted model, not a curated record. Lineage: Eukaryota; Viridiplantae; Streptophyta; Magnoliopsida; Sapindales; Anacardiaceae.
CAAUCUCUUCAUUUUCUCUCUUAUUUAUGUUCAAUUUCAAUUUUAAUUUUGCUUUCAAUUAUGCUUUUUUUUGGUCAAUUUUUUUGCGGCAUUGAAUCAAUGGCUUGAAAUUCUACUGUAAUUAUGAAAUUUCGGCUAUUAUUAUCUGAAUUUUGGCUUAUUUCUAUAGCCAUAUUGAAGUCUUAUACUGCCACCUUGUUGCAUUUAGGGCUUGGCCUAAUGCUUUGCACCUCUGAGUGCACUUAGCAAGGCUAUUUACUUGGUGAAUGCUCAGAUAACUGUUUAGUGGUUGGUAACAAUUUACGACAGAUAAUUAAUAAUAUAACUCUGCGGAGCUUUGAACAGAGCUAUAGUUUUUUUUUUUUUUUAAUUUGGGAAUAACACGUUCAUAUUAAGCUCUGUAUUCAAUUAAUUGAGGGAGAAGUUUUUGUGCCGUGAUUUGUACAAAAUUUAGUCACCCACGUACUAGAUUUUCACCGCGGGAUUAUAAGAGUUUCAGAGCGCAUCAUGAAGCUCUCCAUUGAUCCUACAACACUGGAUGAGAAGGAAUGGCUAGUCAGAUGUCAGCAACCAAUGAUCGGUCGAGGACUUACUGGACACCGACAAUGGAGCGGUAUUUUGUUGAUCUUAUGUUAGAGCAGAUGCACAGAGGAAACAGAAUAGGCCAUACAUUCAAUAAGCAGGCAUGGACUGACAUGCUUACCAUGUUCAAUGCAAAAUUUGGAUCUCAGUAUGACAAAGAUGUCUUAAAAAGUCGGUAUACAAAUUUGUGGAAGCAAUUCAAUGAUGUAAAAAAUCUUCUUGAUCAGGCUGGAUUUUCUUGGGAUGAAAAUCGGCAAAUGGUGGUUGCCGAUGAUUGUAUCUGGAAUGCGUAUAUUAAGGUUCACCCAGAUGCACGAUCCUACAAGACUAAAGCAUUGCUCAAUUUUACUGAUUUGUGCUUGAUAUAUGGGUAUACAACUGCUGAUGGAAGAUACAGCCUAUCAAGUCAUGAUCUAGACUUCGAUGAUGAAGUCCAAGGAAUAAAUAUGGGUGAUGGAAUGAGCAGCCUUGGCCCAAUAAGUAACGAGCGUUCAAGGACAGAGUGGACAGUAGCUAUGGACCAAUAUUUCAUUGAGCUUCUGUUGGACCAAGUUGGAAAAGGCAAUAAGACUGAUAAUACAUUCAGCAAACAAGCCUGGACAGAUAUGCUUGUUUUGUUCAAUGCAAAAUUUGGUGCACAACAUGGGAAAAGAGUUUUAAGACAUCGAUACAAGAAAUUGUGGAAGUAUUUUAGUGAUGUGAAGGUUCUUCUGAAACAGGAUGGCUUUUCUUGGGAUGAAACACAACAAAUGCUUGCAGCCAACGAUUCUGUUUGGGAUGCUUAUAUCAAGGCACAUCCGCAUGCGAGGGCGUACAGGAUGAAAACCUUGCCAAACUACAUUGAUUUGGCUCUUAUAUACGGGGACACGGUUGACAAUGAAAUUAGCAGUCAUUUGCAUCAGGACAAUGAGCUGGAGAUUUGCAAUGUGGGAAUAAAGGCUGUGUCUGUAGGUGAAGGAAAAGGGAGCCAAACCCCUAAUGUUAAUGAUCGAACAAGAACAUACUGGACACCGCCCAUGGAUCGUUAUCUCAUUGACUUAUUACUAGAACAGGUGGACAGAGGAAACAAGCUUGGCCAGACUUUCAUAAGUCAGGCUUGGAAUGACAUGAUUACAGCCUUCAAUGAGAAAUUCCGUUCUCAUCACGACAAAGAUGUCUUGAAGAAUCGAUACAAACAUUUGAGGAGGCUGUACAAUGAAAUAAAGAAUCUUCUUCAGCACAGUGGGUUCUCAUGGGAUGAGACACGAGAUAUGGUAACUGCUGAAGAUCAUAUUUGGGAUGCUUAUAUUAAGGAACAUCCCGAUGCUCGAUCAUAUAGAGUAAAAACAGUGCCAAGUUAUCUUAAACUUUGUGUUAUAUUUGGAGAAGAAAUCUAUGAUGGUAGAUACAAUCGUUUGGCUCAAACUAUUGACUCCAACUGCGAAAUUCCUGUUCUGAUGACUGUUUUUGAAAAAAAUGACGAUCUCAUUACAAGUAUCAACCCUUUUGAAACUGGAUGGACACCACCAAUGGAACAAUAUUUUAUUGACCUUUUGUUGGAGCAGUGGAAUGAAGGCAAUAAGAUUAAUCACAGUUUUAAUGAGCAAUCAUGGGAUCACAUAGUUGAAGCAUUCAAUACAAAAUUUGGACUUCACUUUGACAAAUACAUUCUGGAAAAUCAGUGCUUCUGCCUGAUGAAACAGCAUGAAGACAUCUGCAACCUUCUCCAGCAUAGUGGGUUUUCCUGGGAUGAAACUCAACAAAUGGUAAUCGGUGAUGACAUUGUCUGGGAAACUUAUAUCAAGGAAUAUCCAAAUGCAAUCUCCUACAGAAACAAGUUCUUGGGCAAUUUUGGGGAUUUAUGCAAGAUUUAUGGGAAUGAAGUGUUUAAUGGAGGACAAGAAGUGCAGGAUAUGGGAGUUGAGCCUCAUAAUGAAACACUUGAGUUAGAGAUACAAGGAAUCUCUGGAGAAUUACAAAAUUGGGUUGAAGAUGAUCUAAUACUUGAUCAACAUAGAAAGCGGCCAUUGUCAACACUGUCAGUCCCUGGACGGUCAAACAAAGUGCAGAAAACCGGCAAGGAGAUGCAGAAUGGUGUUUCUGAGAUGGGUGAUGUAGCCACAUCAUUAAUUAGCAAGAAAGAGAAUAAGAAUCACAUAGCAAUAGAAACUGCUAUCAGCGCACUUCAAGCUAUACCGGAUAUAGAUGAUGAGCUAUUGCUGGAUGCUUGUGAUCUCUUAGAAGAUGAAAGAAAAGCGAAGAUGUUCUUGGCGUUGGAUUUUACGCUGCGAAAAAAGUGGUUACUAAGAAAGCUUCGCCCGUAGUUGCAGCUUUCAGGUUUUGUGUAACAAUGUUUUAUCUUGUCAUAAUUCUUAAGUUCAAAAGAGGGUUUAAGGAAUAGACCUAGAUUUAGAUGUAUGUUUGAGCAGAUUUAGAGAUUUAAGCAGUGUAAACAAGUUUUGUAGCUCGUACCAGUGGAGUGGAGUGGAGUAUAAUUAAUCAUAUUUUGUAAUUUUAUUUGGUUGUAAGAUUAAUCACUUAUAUUAUCUUUAAAAUAUUAAGAAUUUGAAAAUAUUGCAUUGCAAUCA